ACCAAAACUAGAAUAAAAACGUUUGUCAGACAAAGAAGAAAAGUAGAGAGAGGCCAUAAGAGAAGAAAGGGUUCGUACUUAUACUGAGCUUGAAGAUGACUUCUUAGAUGUUGAUGAUACUUAUAAACUUGUUCCUUAUAAAGAACUCGCUCAAACCCUCUAACUUGGGCUGGUGCGGCCUACUAUGGGCUUCUGGGCCGGGAGUCCAGUGCAGAGCAAAAACCGAUUUUGUGGCCGUUGAGAUGCGGGCAUACGAUGCGAAGAUGGAGAUGCCGCUGGGCUAUGUGGCCGAGACAACGGGCUGGUUUUUUUGUUUUCUUUGGCAACCAAGAGAUGGCUGGCUGGCCUGGUGGAGGCUGGAGCCUGCGGGUGCGCAUGGCGCGGGCAGUAGGCUCACUGGAGAAACGGUGCUUUCAAUAAAGCCGGGGAAUGGGGGAGCUCAAGAUAAGGCGGUUGCCAGUAGAAUUGGCAUUGUGGGGUGAAGGGUGUAUGCAUGGAAUUCCCGCCUGCACGGGGCUUUUAUCUUCUGAUUCUGGCCAUACCAGUGGUGCUAUACCAGGGUCUAAUAGGGUAGGAUCAGUGCAUCCACAGUGCCAUACCAUUAGUGCCCUCCAGGGAAUAUACAAGAUAUACAGUCAUUAACAUAUUACUUUUUACUUUUCCUUAUAUUUAUCAAGAAAUGUCCGCUC
Molecule: messenger RNA, 689 nt
Organism: Metschnikowia bicuspidata var. bicuspidata NRRL YB-4993
Lineage: Eukaryota; Fungi; Ascomycota; Pichiomycetes; Serinales; Metschnikowiaceae
Exons: 1
Coding region: 108-482 (124 amino acids)
Source: RefSeq, a predicted model, not a curated record